Molecule: messenger RNA, 911 nt
Organism: Saprolegnia parasitica CBS 223.65
Lineage: Eukaryota; Oomycota; Saprolegniomycetes; Saprolegniales; Saprolegniaceae
Exons: 1
Coding region: 26-751 (241 amino acids)
Biological process (GO): protein ubiquitination
Cellular component (GO): cytoplasm
Molecular function (GO): ubiquitin protein ligase activity
Source: RefSeq, a predicted model, not a curated record
CAACUUGCCACGUCGUUAGCUUGACAUGAAUACGGACGCUGCCUAUCAGGUGCCCCGCCCGAUGCCGACGCGACUCUCGCUGUCGAGUCCCGCGCUUGUCUUUGUGCACUUUCGCGAGCCGUCGAGCCACGAAGCGCUACUGAAUUCGAUGCUGCAGCACGCGCUCUCGUCGGUUCUCGGCGGCUCGGAGCUCGGGCUCUCGAGUCUCCUGGAUGAUCUUUUCAUCAAUGCGACCAUGCAAACGCCGCAGCCAGGCCCGCCCAAGACGAGCAAGCGCUUCUUGAGCGAACUCAAAGAGCAGUGGUGGUCGGCCGUCGAAGCGUCGGGCAGCGCGACGAACACCGACUGCCCCAUCUGCCUCUCGGACUUCAAGGCCGCCGACUGCGUCGUGCAGCUGCCGUGUCGCCACACGUUCCACACGCCGUGCGGCCUCCCGUGGCUCCAAGAGCACAACGUAUGCCCGACAUGUCGCUUUGCACUGCCAACGGAAGCCGACGACGCCACUUCGCCUAAGCACAGCGCUCCCGACGACGUGCCGACGCUUCCGGGUGCCGUCAUGGACGAUGACGACGAAGCUGCGAUGGAGGCCGCAGCCGACGCGCUCGUGCAUGAGCGUCAAGACGACGCCAUGGCCGACGAAGUCCUUGACGAGAUCAUGGACGCCGAGGCGGAUGAGGUUGUUGAGGAGCGCCGACUCUCGACGAUGGAUGCGCUGCUCGAGGACGUCCUCUUGCACGACACUGUCGAAUAAGCGCAACCUCGUAUUUAACUCCUCCUAGUCUAUUAUUCUAUUAUCCUGCCCUUGUGCCAUCGUUGCAUGCCAUGCAUUGCAACACAUUCUUGUCGUCGUCGUCGUUGUAGACAUCCUUGUUCAUCAUUAAUUCGUUAAUAGAGACGUCGUUUCGAGAUCA